This is a messenger RNA of Chinchilla lanigera (long-tailed chinchilla), 3733 nucleotides long. It is a transcript of the gene Ppat, whose product is annotated as phosphoribosyl pyrophosphate amidotransferase. NCBI's taxonomy places the organism in Eukaryota, Metazoa, Chordata, Mammalia, Rodentia, Chinchillidae. Gene Ontology annotation, molecular function: amidophosphoribosyltransferase activity. Bases 1198 to 2790 code for a protein of 530 amino acids. Gene Ontology annotation, biological process: purine nucleobase biosynthetic process; purine nucleotide biosynthetic process. The transcript has 11 exons. The record is from RefSeq and is a predicted model, not a curated record.
GCUUUUGCUUUGUGCAAAGACCUUUCAAAGCUGGAAGAACAUUAUUUUCUUUCUUCUCUUAUUUUGAGACAAGGCUUGGUAAAUGGCCCAGGCUGGCCUCGAACCUGUGAUCCUCUGUAAGCAAAAGUAAAACCUACGAUGGCUACCCUUCGGUUCGGGCGGGGUUGGUGGCGGCAGCGUGUUCCUGUGGACAUUAAGUCCAAGUCAGCAGGAUUUUGGCGCACACGCACCUUGUUGGUCGCGGUGCAAACAACGGAUAUAACUAAGGUUGAGGCUGGCUGGUAUAAACAACUUAAACAAGGGAGGUUGUUAUUGGCACAUGGCCACUCCUGGGCUGCUGCAAGAACCGGGGGGGGCGAGGGGCCUGGGGCCCACCAUGCAAGUGUGCUCCACUGAGCUCAGCAGCUUAGAAUAAAGUCAUGUUUGGAAAUUUCCAUGACUCUGUGUCUCUACCAGAAUCUCAAGUGAACCUUCCCAGUCUAAACUCGUGACAAGACAUCCUCCUGCCUCGGACUCCCAAGUAGCUGGGACCCAGGCCUGCGCCCCUGUGUGCUUCAAAAACUACUUUAUCCUCUGUAAGUGGAGGAUAAAAGGGAUGCAAACGCCAGGAAUGGCGCCAGAUUGCUGAAACAGAGAUUUAAAUACGCUAAGAUGAAGUAGAGCAGGCAAAAUUUGUAACUGCAGCUUUCCUUUUAGAGGAAUUGCUGUACCUACUCAUAAAACAGAAUGAGUAGGCACAAGAAACAAACAUAGGAGACAUACUAUGUCAAUAUGAUGUAAAAUCACAGAUGAAUUCAAAAGAGAUUCACAAGGACUGGUUCAUGGAACUCAAGCCUUGAAAAGUACAGAAUUUCCAGAGAACAGUUAAUAUUCUAACGAGAUUGUGCUGUCCCAAAGGUAUCCAUUAAGCACAUGUGGCUAUGAAUAUGAACAGUAUUCAAUAUGAAAACAAAAAAUGCAAGCUCAUUUUGAGAACGUGCUUUUUAGAAACUCCAGAAAUAACAUUUUCGAAAAAUUCAUCUGACAAUGAAAUAUAAGAUGGAAGUGUGAGAGCGAAGAUUCUAGAGUUCACUGUUUAGAGGUACAGCACCCUGACAGAAAACAAGUUCUGGCCUUGAUGUUACGGAGUUAUUACUCAGUAUCAUUCCUCCUGUUGAAUCUGUAACUUUAAAAACUAAACCCAGGGUUUCUUCCUAUAUGGGAAGUGAUGUAAUGGUUUGGUUUAUUAUAUUUAGAAACUGUUGCGGAUCAAACCAAUGUUUUAUCAGCUACCUGACAAGAGCGAACUUCCCGGAGGACCUGACCCCUCAGGGGACACAAAGUGAUACGCAAUGCUGCGAGCUGCCGCCACAAAGUAAAGCGAGGGGUCAAGAGAGUGCUGGUAUUGUGACCAGUGAUGGGAGUUCAGUGCCAGCAUUCAAAAUGCAUAAGGGAAUGGGUCUGGUAAAUCACGUUUUUACUGACGACAACUUGAAGAAGUUGUAUGUUUCAAAUCUUGGAAUCGGACACACGAGAUACGCCACCACAGGGAGAUGUGAGCUGGAGAACUGCCAGCCCUUUGUUGUUGAGACGCUCCACGGGAAGAUAGCCGUGGCCCAUAACGGCGAGCUGGUGAAUGCUGCUCGGCUAAGGAGAAAGCUUCUGCGUCAUGGUAUUGGUCUGUCAACCAGCUCUGAUAGUGAAAUGAUUACCCAGCUCCUGGCGUAUACCCCACCUCAGGAGCAAGAUGACACCCCAGACUGGGUAGCAAGGAUUAAAAACUUAAUGAAUGAAGCACCCACAGCGUACUCCCUACUUAUAAUGUACAGAGAUGUUAUAUAUGCAGUACGGGAUCCUUAUGGAAUUCGACCUUUGUGCAUUGGUCGUCUUAUUCCAGGUUCUGAUAUCAAUGACAAAGAGAAAAAAACAUCAGCAACAGAAGGAUGGGUAGUGUCUUCAGAAUCUUGUAGCUUUCUGUCUAUCGGUGCAAUAUACUACCGUGAAAUCUUACCAGGGGAAAUUGUGGAAGUAUCUAGACAUGGUGUCCGAACUCUUGAUACCGUGUCAAGGUCCAAAGGAAACCCAGUGGCUUUUUGUAUCUUCGAAUAUGUUUAUUUUGCAAGACCAGAUAGUAUGUUUGAAGACCAAAUGGUUUAUACAGUAAGAUACCGCUGCGGUCAGCAGCUGGCCAAGGAAGCACCUGUGGAUGCAGAUUUGGUUAGCACCGUUCCAGAGUCUGCUACACCUGCUGCGCUUGGUUAUGCAAAGAAGAGUGGACUUCCCUAUGUGGAGGUGCUGUGUAAAAACCGGUAUGUGGGAAGAACCUUCAUUCAGCCAAACAUGAGAUUAAGGCAACUUGGCGUUGCGAAAAAGUUUGGAGUAUUGUCAGACAACUUUAAAGGCAAAAGAAUUGUUCUUAUAGAUGAUUCAAUUGUGAGAGGCAAUACCAUUUCACCCAUAAUAAAAUUACUCAAAGAAUCUGGGGCAAAAGAGGUGCAUAUUCGAGUAGCUUCACCACCAAUCAGAUAUCCAUGCUUCAUGGGAAUAAACAUUCCCACAAAAGAAGAGCUCAUUGCCAAUAGACCAGAGUUUGCUCAUCUUGCAGAAUAUCUUGGAGCAAACAGUGUUGUGUAUUUGUCAGUAGAAGGACUGGUUUCAUCUGUACAAGAAGAAAUAAUGUUCAAAAAACGGAAAGUGAAAAAACACGAUAUUAUGAUUCAGCAAAAUGGAAAUGGUCUGGAAUAUUUUGAAAAUAACGGUCACUGUACAGCUUGUCUCACAGGAAAAUACCCUGUGGACCUGGAAUGGUAACUGGUCGGGGCAGAUGAUGUUCUUCAGGAUGGAAAGUUGUUAAGAAAUGGUUACACAUGGUCUGUUCACUCAGUCGGCAGAACAUAAAAUGCCACAUGCUUAUGUUUACCUUUAUAAUUUUGAGAUUUUUUUUUUCUGAAAAGGGUACCAAAUGGUGUAAUUGAGCUUUGCUCGUAACAUAAUACAACAUGUGGUGUUCUUUUUUUUAAUUGCAUUGGCUGUCCUUUUCAUGUGGUCAGAGAAGGCAGGUGUGAGUGCUGCUUGCCAAGUCUAUUAAAGGGUUAGAUUGUGAGGUUGGAGCCAGCUAGGAGGUGUGACGCAGAGCAGACAGGCUGAUGAAUACGACCUCGUAGGAACAGUGGGAGUUGGUUCAGCCCCUCGUGUGUCUAGCCGCUCUUUCAGACCCUAGUUUUGGCCUUGGCUUCCCUGUCUGUCCUCAACUUUUUUUAAUGGUACUAAGAAUUGAACCCACUGGGUGCUGAAUUAAAUCCCCAAGCUCCCCCGACCCCCUAUUAUGGCUGUCUGCCAAGCUUCCCAGGCUAGCCUCCCUCAAACGUGUGAUACCCCUGCCUCAUCCUCCCUAGUAACUGGGAUUAUUGGUAUGUUUCUGGACAUUUAGAUAAACAACUCUUGAAAUUUUUAAAGAUGGACAACUCUUUAAAAGGAAAAAAGCAUCUUUUUGUGCCUCAACACACCCUAUGCCGUGAGGUACACUCUUAACAAAUAAUAGGCAUGUGUCAUGUACUUCUGACUUCUGAGGUAGUACAUGAUCACUUGCUUUUUUGAAAUGAGUUUGUAAUUGAAAUUUCAUUGUGAUAGAGGGAUACAUGGAGUUUAGCAGAUCUUUGCCUCUCUUUAGAUGCCCCAAGAAUGUUUAUAAAAAAUAAAUCUGGCGGGCAUGGUGGCGCAUGCCUGUAAUCCCAGCACUUGGGAGGAUGAGGCA